Penaeus indicus is the source of this 3393-nucleotide messenger RNA. RefSeq names its product nuclear valosin-containing protein-like (gene smid). The transcript has 17 exons. Gene Ontology annotation, cellular component: nucleus. Lineage: Eukaryota; Metazoa; Arthropoda; Malacostraca; Decapoda; Penaeidae. Gene Ontology annotation, molecular function: RNA binding; ATP binding; preribosome binding. Gene Ontology annotation, biological process: ribosome biogenesis. The record is from RefSeq and is a predicted model, not a curated record. Bases 239 to 2593 code for a protein of 784 amino acids.
AGAAGACGGCACGUGGGCUCCAAGACCGACACCGAAAUACGAAAUUACACAAAAAAAUAUUCCUAAACAAAACGAAACUAAUAUAAAUAAUAUAAAGAAAAGAAAGAAGAAAGAAGAAAGAAAAUAGAUCCAGGGGAUAUAGACUAGACAAUAGUCUAAAACCCUACAAAAGAAGAAAGAAGAAGAAGAAGAAGAAAUACGAAUUUCUUAUUACUGGCUCUAAGGACUUAAUUAAACCAUGAAGAUGAAACGCCCAUAUUUCCAAGAGAAAUCAUUAAUGCCGAGGGUUAUUAAGUAUAUGGAAGAAAAUGACAGUUACACUGUUAUGGAGAUGACAGACUACUUGAUAAAAACAUACCGUGAAUUUAGAGGAAAAAGCAGGAUGGCUUUCAUGAACAGUGUGGACAAAGCUUAUCAGUGGCAGAAACAACGGCUGAAAGAGAAACAAGAAGACAGUUUUUCUGAAGACAUAGAGGAUAGUGAUGGUGGAGGCCCUGACAUCAUUGAGGUUGAAACACCAAAGCAGGAAGCAAAACCUUUCAAAAAAAAGCAUGCCAAGAAGUACCCAGCAUCACCCUCAUCAACAAGUACUCCCAGGUCCAUACCAAAAAUGAGAGAUAAUGACUUCUUUGUCAUUGACACUACAGGUGGUGAUAUUUCUCUAAAUGGCAUCAGAACCCCAGAGGUGCAGAAAAGUGCCAAGGUGAAAAGGAAAAAGGAGAAAGAGAUGGAUGUAGAAGGAAAUAAAAGGAAAAAAAGAAAACAGUUGCAGCCAGAAACGCCAGAAAUCACAUUUGCCGAGAUGGCUGGCUUAGAAUUGCUGAAAGAUAAAAUUUGCGACUUGCUUGCAAAUCUCCGAUGGCCUGGAAUUUUACAGCCUCUCCAGAAGUCAGUGCUCGUCACAGGCCCAACAGGAAGUGGAAAAACUACCUUUGUCCAAGCACUGGCUGGGACUGCUGAGGUUUCACUAUUACGCAUCACAGCAACUGAAUUGAUUGGUGGGGUCUCAGGAGAGAGCGAGGAGAAGAUCACAGAGGUGUUUGAGCAAGCAGCCUCACUCGCACCCUGUGUGCUUUUGAUAGAGAAAAUUGAAGUUGUUGCUCCAAAGUUGGUGUCAGCAAAGAGCAUGGAGAAAAGAAUUGGGGCCCAGUUUUCUUCAUGUCUCAACAAUCUCAAAGUCAAGCACAAAGAUACAAAACUGUUGGUGCUGGCUGAAACAAGUUAUCCAGAAAACCUGGACUUGGAUCUCCGUAGCAGUUUUGACUCUGAGAUAUUUAUGAACAUUCCAACAGAGCCAGCCCGAGUGAGGAUAUUGCAGGUGAUGUGUGAUAGAAUAUCUUUUGAAGGGAACUUUGAAGAAAUAGCCCUAAGAACUCCAGGCUAUGUUGCUGGAGACCUGAAGAAGCUGGUAGAGAAGUCUCAGGGAUUAGCAUGGAAGAGGAGAAAAGAUUGCCUUUAUGGAAAGACAGAAGGUGCAACCUUGAUGGAAGAAGUGAAUAGUUUUCUCAAACAGUUUGGAGAAAUGUGUGAAUCGGAGGCUCCAGAUUCCAUGGUAACAGUCAAUAUGGAAGACUUUUUGGAAGCACUAUUGCACAUAAUCCCAGCGUUGAAAAGAGAAGGCUUUCCUACGGUACCAGAUGUCACGUGGAAAGAUAUUGGAGGAUUGGAAGAUAUAAAAAAAGAAUUAAGGGAGAAGAUUUUGGAACCUAUCAAAUAUGCAAAGCUUCAUGAGGAGUUUGGUGCAAGUCGACCCAACGGAAUACUGAUGUGGGGGCCUCCAGGAUGUGGUAAAACCCUUCUAGCCAAAGCGGUGGCAAAUGAAGCAGGAAUCAACCUUUUGCCAGUGAUGGGUCCUGAACUCCUCAAUAUGUAUCAAGGUGAGAGUGAAAGGGCAGUGCGAGAGGUCUUCACAAGGGCACGCAACGUAGCUCCAUGUGUGAUUUUCUUUGAUGAAUUUGACUCUCUGUGCCCUGUCAGAAGCAAAGGAGCUGAGAGUGGAAGUAAAACAACAAUCGUAAAUACACUGCUGACAGAGAUGAAUGGCUUCUCAAAAAGAGAAGACGUCUACGUUAUUGCAGCAACAAACAGACCAGACAUCCUGGACCCUGCUGUGACUCGACCAGGGAGAUUUGAUACCCUGCUCUAUGUGGAUGUCCCUGAUCAUGAGGGAAGGGUGUCCAUCUUUCAGGCAAGAACUAAGAAUGGAACUUGUCCUCGGUGUGCCCCAGAUGUUGACUUUGCAGAAAUUUCUCGCCUGUGCAACAAUUUCUCAGGAGCUGAUUGUGACCAGCUGGUGUAUCUAGCUAGCAAAGAGGCCAUCAGGGAAGUUAUUCAUGGCUCCCAAGACAUCUCCUCUGCAGACAGUGGUGAUAAAGAACCCAAGACGCGUUUGGUUGCAAAGCGCCAUUUCUCUGCUGCCUUAAAGAAGAUCAAGCCAUCCAUUAAACCUGAGGAACAAAAGCGUUACAAGAAACUUAAUCUGAAGAUGGGAACUGCUCCUCUGCAAGAGUCUGUAGGAGGAACCACUCAUGAUUCAAGUUUUAUUGAUAUAGAUAAGGAGUCUCAGCCAAUGGAUAUUGGAGAUAAAGAGUGAAAUUAUUAUUGCUAGUAUUGUUAUUCCUGACAGAAAAACUCUUAACAUGCAAUAAGCUUAUUUAUUUUGAGUAUUUUAGUUUUUUCCAGCCAUUGCAUCAGAACAAUAGUGUUUUGUUUUCCAUUCUUUGUUGUAGUUAUUAUUAUUAUUAUUAUUAUUAUUAUUUUGAUUAUUAUUAUUAUUAUUAUUGUUAUCAUUAUCAUUAUCAUUAUCAUUAUCAUUAUUUUAAUCAUCAUUAUUAUCAUUAUUAGCAUCAUCAUUAUCUGUCAUCUUCAUCAUCACCGUCAUCAUUAUCGUUAUCAUUAUCUUCAAAUUUGUUUCCAUCACAAGAAAACUCAGAGUACCAAGCGUCCCUAUUAAUUGAUUUAAUACAUUAAAUGAGGUAAUUAAUGUACUGUAAAACAUGUUUUUUGAAGGGUUAAGGUUACAGAGUUAAAUUUCUCAUAUCCUCAAAUAAGCUCUGAAUGAUAGAUGGAAUAAAGGAACUGCAGAAUUUUAGGGUUUUGUUUCUGAUAAGAGGAGGGGCUUUAGAGCAUGAAGGCAAUUAUGACAGCUAUCAAUCACUGAAAUCAAGAUUAUUUUAUACAUGUCUCGGUUAUUUUACAUGAUGGCUCAGUAGUAUGCAAAGUAACUGUUCACUAAUUUUUAUGUAACUCAAGGAGUAGUAAUAGCAUGUAUGAUAGUUUUGUAUUGUAAAAGUUUCUAAGGGAGAUGUAUUUAUUUUCUGUAAAAGGACAAUUUUUUCUGUGACCUUUUGAUAGUAACUUCCUUCCUUUAAAAUAAAACAUUGUCAAAAUAUA